This is a messenger RNA of Gadus chalcogrammus (walleye pollock), 4699 nucleotides long. RefSeq names its product SR-related CTD-associated factor 8 (gene scaf8). The coding region runs from base 92 to 4699 and encodes 1535 amino acids. The transcript is spliced from 21 exons. Gene Ontology annotation, molecular function: RNA binding. NCBI's taxonomy places the organism in Eukaryota, Metazoa, Chordata, Actinopteri, Gadiformes, Gadidae. Gene Ontology annotation, cellular component: nucleus. The record is from RefSeq and is a predicted model, not a curated record.
CAACAAGCCUUGAGCAUGCAACAUUCAAACCGGUUGGGGAAGAGAAUACAAUAAUUUUUUAUAUCCAGAACGCGAGCUGAUUUUAAUCGCCAUGGAGGCUGUGAAGUCUUUUAACAAUGAGCUGUACUCGCUCAAUGAGUACAAGCCUCCGAUCUCCAAGGCAAAGAUGACCAAUAUCACCAAGUCUGGAAUCAAAGCUAUAAAAUUUUACAAGCAUGUUGUGCAGAGCGUGGAGAAGUUCGUACAGAAGUGCAAACCAGAAUACAAGGUGCCCGGGCUGUACGUUAUCGACUCCAUUGUCAGACAGUCGCGGCACCAGUUUGGCAUGGAGAAGGACGUGUUCGCCCCGCGCUUCAGCAAGAACAUCAUCGGCACCUUCCAGCACCUUUACCGCUGUCCCUCGGAUGACAAGAGUAAGAUAGUGCGAGUCCUCAACCUGUGGCAGAAGAAUGCCGUGUUCAAGAGCGACAUCAUCCAGCCCCUCUUGGACAUGGCGGCAGGGCUGCCCCCGCCCAGCGUCACCCCGGUCAUGGCCAGCAGCACGGCGCCGGCCAACAACGCCACACCCGGUCAGUCCGGACGCGCACACGACAACGGUACCCCAGCCACCCCGGCCACCCCCGCCAACAUAGUCCAGGGUCUGCCGGACUGGGCCUCUCAGAUCUCCAACACAGACACCGUGGCUGCCGUCGCCCAGAUCCUCCAGAGUCCCCAGGGACAACAGCUGCAGCAGCUGGUGCAGAGUCUGCAGAUGCAGCAGCAGAAGCCCCAGCCGUCCCUGCUGCAGGCGCUUGACGCGGGCCUGGUGGUCCAGCUGCAGGCGCUCACGGCCCAGCUCACGGCCGCCGCCACCGCCAACAGCCUCAACCCCCUGGAGCAGAGGGUGACUUCUUUUAACAAGAAACUUUUGGGCCAGUUCGACUUUGGGAAUGACUCGGACCGCAGUGAAGAUUCCAAAAAGGACACUUCAUCUCAGAUGCCCAUGGUGUCGGACUCCAUCAACAACUCCCUGUUCCAUCAGCUGGCCGAGCAGCUGCAGCAGCAGAACCUGGAGCAGUUCCAGAAACAGCUAAUGGAGCACCAGCAGAAGUCCAUGAGUAUGGAGCCGCAGGACUCCAUCUUUGGGCCGGAGAACCCGGUGCCUUCUGUCCAGAGCACUAGCCAGCCACAGCUCCCCGAGGCAGAGAAACUAGACGACUCCAUGGACAACCAGCAACAGGACAUGGACAUGGAUCUGGACGAGGGCCCAGAUGGAAUGGAGGAGGAGCUCUUUGAGACGGAAGAGAAGAAGGCUGCGAGCACUCGCUCCAGGACGCGCUCCCGGUCACGCUCCAGGUCUCCAAAGAGGAGGCGCUCUCGCUCACGCUCCGGCUCUCGGAAACGGAAGCACCGCAAGCGCUCGCGGUCGCGCUCCAGGGACCGCAAGAGGAAGUCGUCUCGCUCCUACUCCAGCGAGAGACGCGCCCGCGAGCGGGAAAAAGAGAGGCAGAAGAAGGGCCUUCCCCCGAUACGCUCCAGGACCCUCAGCGUGUGCAGCACGACUCUGUGGGUUGGCCAAGUGGACAAGAAGGCCACUCAGCAAGACCUGACCAACCUGUUUGAGGAGUUUGGCCAAAUCGAGUCCAUCAACAUGAUCCCCCCCAGAGGCUGUGCCUACAUCUGCAUGGUCCACCGGCAGGACGCCUACCGCGCCCGCCAGAAGCUCAGCACCGGCUCCUUUAAGAUCGGCUCCAAGGUCAUCAAGAUUGCCUGGGCUCUGAACAAAGGCGUGAAGCAGGAGUACAAGCAGUUCUGGGACGUGGACCUGGGGGUCACCUACAUACCCUGGGAGAAGGUGAAGCUGGACGACCUGGACGACUUCGCAGAGGGCGGCAUAAUCGACCAGGAGACGGUCGACGAUGAGUGGGAGGCGGCCAAGAACGCGGAGCCUGUCAAGGAGCCCCCGAGCCAGGCCGUGAGUGUGGAGCCCGUGGCUGCUCCGAUCCAAACCCACGCCGAGACCUACACCCAACAGGUCACCAUGAUGCCUGUUCAGCUGCCAGUGCCCCAAGCUGUUUCCAAUGCAGUGGGCAUGGUGCCUCCAUCCUUCCCAGUCUCCAUGGGGAUGCCGCCACCUGGCUAUGGACCCCCACCACCCUUCAUCCGAGCGGGCUUCAAUGCCUCUCAGCCUCCCCCAGGCUUCAUGACUGGAGCUCAGACACCAGGCAUGUCCUCAAAUACAUUGCAGUCGUCGAUGACCUCCGGCCAGGAUAAUGUCAAGGACUCUCUGUAUGGAGGCAUGAUCCCCCCCACCAGCAACAUCUCCGGCAGCUACAUGCCCCCGGGCCUCCCCGGUACGGGCGUCUUCAACCCUCUGGGGGUCCCUCAACACAGUGCCAACGACAAAGGACAUCAGUCGGCUGACGCCAUGGAGUCCGCAGCAGAACUCGCCCUGCAAGGCAUGCAGAACGCGGUGCGCAGCGGAAUGGGUUUGUUGGGCAUGCACCCGGGCACCCCCCUGGGCCACCCCCUGCACCCCGCGGGCCUGUCCGGACAGCGGAUGCCCGGCCUGCUCCCCAUGGACAUGCGUCCCAACCUCCUGCAGCCCGGGGCGGCCGCCCGCUUCCCCCUGCUGCUGCAGCAGAGCCUGAACCAGCAGGCCAGCAGCCUCCUGGAGGCCUCCCUCCAGGCCCAGGCCCAGGCCCGCGCCAGGGCCCCCUUCGCUCAGAUGGACCCCUUCGGCAGGGGCCUCAACCCGCCCAGCGACGGCCAGCCCAAGGCCGAGGAGAAGUCCGGGGCUGACGAGGGCAAGGACCAGGACUACCGCUUCCCCCCGCCGGAGAAGCAGAGCACCGGCCUCCUGAGGACCCCUCCCCCGGAGCAGCGCGACGGCCCGGGCAGCGGCGCCGGAGGGGGGGGGGGCGGCGGCGGUGGGAGCGGAGGCCAGGGACCAGGGGGACCCAGGCCCGCCCUGCUCCAGACCCCAGGGACCCCGGGCCCCAGGUCCAGCCUGGUGGGCCGCCUGCAGGCCCUUGCGGGCUUCACCCCAGACAGCCGCUGGGGCCAGACCAGAGGGGACUUUGACGAGCGUGACAGCAUGCGGGGUCCCCCCCCGCAGGCCCUGGGAGGCCCGCCGGCCCCCGGAGGGCCCAAGGGCUUCCCGGAGGAACGUCCGAGCCCGGGCCAGAACUUCCCCAGCCGCUUCGAGGGCCGCCCCAGUACACCGGCGGCGGCCGCCGGCUCCGCCGGGAACUCCGGGUCGGCGGGCGCCGCCCAGCCCUGGAGCCGCGGAGCCGCCGUCGCCCCCCCGGCAGCGGCCGCGCCCUUCGAGAGCGACCUUCACCAGGACCUGGACGAACGCCGGCGCCCGUGGGACCGGCAGCGUGACCGGGACGAGAGAGACUUCGACUUCAGGAGGGAGGUGAACGGGAACCGCCACGGCCGCGACAGAGAUCGGGAGCGGGACCGGGACAGGGAGAGAGACACCAGAGACACCCGAGAGAGAGACACCAGAGACCGGGGCCGCGAGCGCCCCAGGGAGCGCGAGCGGGACCGGGACAAAGAGAGGGAGCGUGAGCGCGGGGGGUGGACGCCUCUCUUGCCCCUGCCGACGCCACUGCUCCCCACCCCGUCCCUCAACCCCAACCUGGCCCUGAACCAGGGCAAGAUGCUGGCACCCCUCAAACUCAACCCCCAGCUCCAGACGAGGUUCCAGUCCAUGCUCCUUCCCCAGACUCCUGGCAAGCUGCCCCUGCCCCCGCAGCUCAACCCCUCACUGCUCGGGAGUCCCCCCAAGACACCCCCUCCGGCACUGAACCGGGGCGCCCUGGCCGCACCCCGGGCUGACAGCCCCAGCCCACCUCAGACUCUCUGCCAGGCCAAGUCCCCCGCCCCGGCCCGGUCCCCUCCCCUUGCCCGGUCCCCUUCCCCUCCCCCAGCCCAUUCCCCAGCCCCAGCCCAUUCCCCAGCCCCCGCCCAUUCCCCACCUCAAGCCCAGUCCCCCGCCCCAGCCCACUCCCCAGCCCAGUCCCCCCCUCCAGCCCAGUCGCCAGCAGAGACCAAGGCCCUGAGCCCGGCCACCGAGGCAGCGCCAGCGUCCCCUAGGCCUGUGACCCCUCAGCCCCAGACCCCUCCGUCUCUACGGUCCCCUACUCCGGAUGCGGUCCAGUCGCCCCCGGAGCGAGCGGCCUCCCCUCAGGUAGACUCGCCCCCAGAGGCGUCCUCCCCGCUCGCCAUCUCGCCGUACCACUCCCCGGCCGCCUGCCUACCAGCCCCCGGCUCCCCCGGCCAGAGCCCCGACUCUCUGGAGGAGCAGGACGAGCCCGGCAGCCCGCCGGCGUCGCCCCCGGGGAGAGCCUCCCCGCCCCAGGCCCGCUGGGCCAACGGGCUCGCCAUGGACCCCUUCUGCGUGGCCGACCCCACGCCCGAGGCGUCCCCCGACAUCUCGCACCAGGGGGCGCCGUCCCCUUCCCUGUCCCACUCCCCCAACCUCGUCAUCUCCCCAGGCGGCCCGCGAUCCAGCCCCGAGGACGCCCCCAGCGACCCGGAGGACGACGACGCCGAGGAGGAAGCGCCGACACCACCGCCGCCGCCACAGCAGCAGAAGGGGCCGCUGGCCUCCCCUCAGCACCAAACCACCCCCCCCACCCCCAACCCCCCUCGCCACACGGGACAUGGCGGGGGCACGGCACACAUCCGUUGUCGUAUCGAGAAACGAUAA